Molecule: messenger RNA, 3332 nt
Organism: Mercenaria mercenaria
Lineage: Eukaryota; Metazoa; Mollusca; Bivalvia; Venerida; Veneridae
Product: synaptobrevin homolog YKT6-like
Exons: 8
Coding region: 210-809 (199 amino acids)
Biological process (GO): endoplasmic reticulum to Golgi vesicle-mediated transport
Cellular component (GO): Golgi apparatus
Molecular function (GO): SNAP receptor activity
Source: RefSeq, a predicted model, not a curated record
CAAUCUGGCACUUCCGGUUGAGUCAGGAAAAUAAAAAAUACCUAAUUUUAGUUAAUUUCGUCAACGUUUAUGUAUAAAUGUAAAUAUUUUUCACAUAUUUCAUAUAAAUUUGUUUUUAGUCAGAAGAUAAUUGUUAGACAGUGACAAACGAUUGACGACUACAAAACACCAGCAGUAAAAGUGGGCAGGGAUCAGUCUUUCUGUUGACAAUGAAGUUAUAUUCUUUAUCGAUACUGUAUAGAGUUGGAGAUGGCAAAGCAAACAGGCUUGUGUCAACACAUGAACUUACUUCUUUUGGGUUUUUCCAAAGAGCAAGUGUAAAAGAGUUCAUGAAUUUCACCACAAAGAUUCUGGUUGAACGUACAUCACCAUCUUGCAGAUCUUCAGUUAAAGAGCAAGAAUAUGUUUGUCAUGUAUUUGUAAAAAGUAAUAACAUAGGGGCAGUUGUGAUUGCCGACCACGAAUAUCCACAAAGAGUAGCUCACACAUUACUGAAUAAAGUCAUUGAGGACUUUGAAGCGAAAGUCGAGAAGAAACUCUGGUCUAUAGCGAAGGAAGAUGAGAUUAAAUUCCCAGAGCUGGAACAAUUUUUACAGAAGUAUCAGAAUCCUCGAGAAGCUGAUGCUAUGUCAAAGAUCAAUGCAGAUCUUGAUGAAACCAAAAUUAUAUUGCACAAUACAAUAGAAGCAGUAUUAGAGAGAGGGGAGAAAAUUGAUGACCUGGUGGAGAAGUCAGAGGGACUCAGUUUACAAAGUAAAACUUUCUAUAAAACUGCAAGAAAGACAAAUUCCUGUUGUGUUAUACUGUAACCAUGGCAACUGGCUAGAGAGUAAAUGUCGUCUGGUCAAGUGUCGUCGAGGAUGUCUCAAACAGCGUGGCAGUCAGAAAACUCCUCCCACUUCAAUCAUGUGAUCAUUGAGGUCAUCUGAACAAUCUAAUCAUGCUUAUCUUUCUGGUCUUGUGAUGUUUCUGGUCAUGUGAUCUAAUCCCUUCCACAUGAUAAAUAACAGAAUCUAUUUUUUUUUCCUGCGCUUAAAUUUUUAUAUCGUAACACCAUGCCGUAUUUUUCUCUGAUGUUAUAACAAAUAUUUUUCAAAAGUGUGUUUGCUUUUUGAAUUUCAAGAAAUAUUUUUUAUUUGCCUGUUCUCUUGCUUAUUGCAGAAGAAAUGAGUUUUCUUCACAAUCAGUGAAUGUUUACUGUGAACUAUUUCGUACAUUGAACUGUGAUAAUGGAGUUGUGCCCCUUGAACUGUAAACUGAGUAUUAAGCCAUGUUUACUUUUAAACAAACCUCAUUUCUAUUGUUUGCCAAAUUGCUUGUUGUAAUAAUAAAUUGUAAUUUUGAAAGAAACUGUAAUAUUGUAAAUGUAUUUAUAUAUUUCCUGACAGUUUGUUCGGUGUUACAGAAUGUAAGAAAAAACUACAAUAUUUAUAAUAUAUAUUUUAAUUUUUUGAGAUUUUAUAGGUCUUGUGAACUGAAACUAGUCAUGCAUAAUGAACUUUGUUUGAACAGAUAUGAAAAUCUGAAAGCAAUAUUACAUUUCGAAUUUAAUGCCAUCGUUUAUUUAUCGUAAGUGUUUAAAAAUGAUGGGACCAAUCCUUAUGUCUGUAUGUUAAAGUGUUUUUGUGAAUCUGUCCGUCUAGUUGUUUUAAAGUUGCUUGCUCACAGUAAAGAUGAAAUUUUUGAGCAUGCUUAAUUCACCAAGUUUGACAUAGAAUGUAUGACUGCAAAAUGAUAACCUUAGUGAAAAAAAGUUAAGAUAUUGGUAAAAAAAGCAAAAGAAACACUGAUUUUCUCCAUGAUUCCUUAAGUGUUAUGGAUGGUUUAUUCCAUUCUGCACAAUGUUUAGGUCAUUUUGCUAAAAUCUUAUGCCUUUAAAUCUGAGCCACUGGUAAUUUUGGCAAUAUCCAUAUUUUUUUUAGAGAAAACAAAUUUCGCUAAAAACUGUGAAGGAGUGGCUUUAAGACUGAGUAUUGUAGUAUAAGUGCUAGAAUCUGCUGGAUUAUUUUAUAUAGUGAAGGAAUGUUUUGUAAUAGUGUAUUGAAGGACAUUUCAUUGUUUGUGCUCGUCUAUUUGUGCCAUUGUUCUUUUUUCCAUUCUUGUGUUGGUCUGAUUGUGCGCUAAAGCGGGAGAUUUUUUUUGUACUAGAAUAUGAACUACAACUAGCAGAUCAGAGCAUAUUUCGUAUUUUCCCCUAUAUUAAAGCAUUUCUAUUUACCAGUACUGACAGGGUAAAUUUGUACAGGUUUACAGGUCUAGUUUUUAUGAUGAAGAAAUUUCAUAAUUAUUGAGAUAAUAUAGAAAUAAAUGUGCUUAUUUUUACAUGACACCAUUUGGAUGUCAUUCUUUGAUACAAGAUAUUCAUGAAUUCAAUAUAUGAGCCGUGCCAUGAGAAAACCAACAUAGUGGGUUUGCGACCAGCAUGGAUCCAGACCAGCCUGCGCAUCCGCGCAGUCUGGUCAGGCUCCAUGCUGUUCGCUUUUAAAGUCUAGUGUAAUCGGAGAAACUGUUACCGAACAGCAUGGAUCCUGACCAGACUGCACGGAUGCGCAGGCUGGUCUGGAUCCAUGCUGGUCGCAAACCCAUUAUGUUGGUUUUCUUAUGGCACGGCUCAAAUAUUUACCAAGUUCAACAGCUUCUAUGUUUUUUACUUUAUUGAUUUACUCCUGUCUGUGUGUCCAUCAGUCAGUCACAAAUCUUGUCCGCACUCUUAAGUCGAACAUUUCUCAUUCGAUCUUCAUCAAACUUGAACAAAAUGUGUUUUCCAAUAAGUCCUCGGCCAAAUUCAGUAACUAGCCAAAUCGGCCCAGGCACUUUGGAAUUACGUAACUAUUCAGAUGAUUAGGCAGUUGUGGGAGACAUGCACUUUUCUCAAAAGCAGCUCUGGUUUUAUAUAAUGUAACAAAUAACACAUUACAAAAUGUCUUAUCUUCAGUUGAAGGGAUGAGUAGUCGGACCAAAAAUUGUGAUGCAUCAGUCUUUAAAAUUUUGGUCUGACUGUCCUACUUAAUAAGCUUUCACAUGGACUGACCUCUGUGCCAUCUAUUCUUUUUUCUAUCAUUAAUUCUGAAACAAGGUGCAUAACUCAUUGCUGAAUGACGUUUCAGGGUUAACCGAAUGGAACAAUGUCUGUAUGUACCUAUUUUACUCUGUCUUUUGUCAUUGAAUUUAGAAUAUUUAGAUAUACAAUGUACCUAAUCUCCACUCUCAUCUCCAUUGAUAGUGUGUUCUAAGGUCUGAAUAAUUUAUAAGUUAUGUAUAAAUGUGAUAUGAAUGUAAAAGCUAUAUUUGUCAGUUUGGGAUAUUUAUACAAUAAACUAAUAUACCUACCA